GAAAAAACAGAAGACAAGUGUUCCAACAACUAAACCUCCAAACUUGCGACCAAGACCACAAAGACAAAGUGUUCCAACAACUAAACCUCCAAACUUGCGACCAAGGCCACAAAGACAAAAUGCUCAACCUCAAGACGAACAAGCGAUUGCUGAUUUGCAGACGGUGGGAGAUUUUCUCACUGACAAUGUUGAAGUUUCCGAGGAUGAUCCAAUCAAUGCUACAAAAAAGAGGCCUGCAAGGGGCAUAACUAAGAUGGAGGGAAUAUUCUCAAGGUCACCUGAAAUGCCAAAAAUCAAAAUUUUACUCAAUGAUCGAGGUCAGCCUAUUGGUAAAAGUGCUAGACAACUUUCAAGUGCUAUUGGGUGUCAAGUUAGAAAGAAAUUGUCUAUUGCUACCACGGACUGGAGGCUUGUUGAUAUAAACAAGAAGUAUGAGUUGUGGGAGGAUAUAAAGACAUAUUAUGAUGUAGAUGCUGCUGCCUUAAACUGGGUUAUGCGCACAGCUGGAAAGAAGUGGAAGCAAUUUAAAGCAUCCAUAAAGCAACGAUACUUCAAUCCUGAAUUGUCUAUAAAAGAAAUUCCAGAAUGUCCUGAUAAGAGGGUUAAUGAUGAUGAUUGGCACUCUAUGUACAACUAUUGGAUGUCUUCUGAAUUUCAGGAUCGCUCAGAAAAAGCUAAAAUAAAUCGACAAAAGCUAAAGAUGCACCAUACAGCCGGCAGUGUGAGCUAUGCAUGUUCAGAAUAUGAUUUGGCUGUGAAACUAGGACGUCCUCCACGAAGAGAUGAAAACUUUAUCCAAACCCAUACAAGAAAAAAUGGUGUUCCUACAGAACAGGCAAAACCAAUAAUUGACCAACUUAAUGAUGUUCUUGGAGUAUAUCCAGAGUUAAAGGACCGAUCAAUUCAAGAGGGUGAUGCAUUCUCUAUUGUUUGUGGACCGAAAGAGCCAAAAGGAUAUGUUCGUGUUUUGGGUUUAGGCCCUACUCCUCAAGAUAUUGGCACUCCAGAGUUGAAGUCUUAUACUGCAACAAGACUACAAAUGGAGAUUCUUGCUCGUACAAAGGUUCAAAGUGAGAAGGCUGCUUUAGAAGAGCGUGUACUUGAGCUACAGACUCAAAUUGAGCAAAGGGCUCAACCAGACCGGGCAAGUGAAGAGCCCAUGUCACAUCGCGGCUCUACUUCAUUUCAACAUAAGGUGAUGAGGAACAAGUUUGCUGCUGAGGAUGAGGAAGACAAUGAAGAAUAUUGUGCUUCUGAAGAUGAGGAAUUAGAUGAUGAGGAUGAUCAAAUAUUUCAUCAGAUGCAAGGUGCUAACUCACCAAGAUCUACAAGGCACUUUGCUGAAGCUUCACACUCUAAACAUGAUGAUCUUGUUGGAAAAGAUGUCAUAUUAUAUGCUAUGUUGAGAUCUGAUUUGCCUGUGGCUAAAGGGACAAUUGUUUCUACUAAACCAAGCACCACAGUUGGAGGCCAGAUCCUUGGAAGGCAAUAUUGUGAAGUUAUUGUAACUUGUGUGAUAAAACGAGAUACAGUUUUGCCUCGCCCUUGUGCAAAUGUGGAAACUAUGGCUGAUGCUUACAUGAUGUCAGUUGCAUGGCCGUACAAGAAACUGAAGUUGGUGCAUAAGGCUGCAACACCGUCUAGUGGAGGGUGUUCUGGACAAAGAAAGCUUGUACCUUAAAACAGGAGGAUACAAGAAGCUGGAGUGGUUGCCUGAAGGCUUUUGAACUGCUUGAAGCAUUAGUGUAGCUUUAGUGCUUUUGUGACUGAUCAGCUCUGGAGCAGCUAGAGUGAUGUAGUUGUGGGCUUUUGAACAAUAGCUGGAGUGAUAUGAAACAUUAGUGAUGUAGUUGUGGGCUUUUGAACUGCUUCAAGCUGGAGUGAUGUCGCUGUGGUGCUUUUGUGAUUGAUCAUCUCUGGAGCUUUUGUGAAUGAUCUAGCUAUUUGUAAAUGAUCGAAUUGUGAAUGAUAUUAUAAUUGUGAUA
This is a messenger RNA of Zea mays, 1985 nucleotides long. RefSeq lists its product as uncharacterized. The transcript is spliced from 9 exons. The record is from RefSeq and is a predicted model, not a curated record. NCBI's taxonomy places the organism in Eukaryota, Viridiplantae, Streptophyta, Magnoliopsida, Poales, Poaceae. Bases 254 to 1681 code for a protein of 475 amino acids.